UCGGGUUCCCAGAUCGGCUUUUACCGCAUCUGAGCGACCUCGACAUCGUCUACCCCUUCACCGGCUCAACAACAUUAGCACACAAAGCCUUUCGCGCUCCGGCUCGAAUGGUCUUUUUGUGCUCGGCACAAUAAGCAGUCUAAGCUCGACCUAUUAUGGAAGGCCUGCCUGACACCUCGGCGAACGACGUAAACACGACGGUGUCUUCUUAUCCUUCUUCUUUGGCUGCAUCACCCCACCUUUCCCACCAGCAGCAGGUUCAGCAACAGCAACAGCCCCUCCGACAACAUCAACAGCAGCAGCAGCAGCAGCAUAUUCAACCCCAGUCGUCGGCGGCACCUCCCCACACGCUGCCACCCCUUCAGCCAGGCAACACUGUCAUGCAACAGCCCUCUUACGGGAGCUACCCGAGGACAUCGGCCGCCCCGAGCUCAUCCAGCGCUAUGGCGAGUUAUCCUCCUCCGCCGCCGCAGAAUGCAAGCCGCGGCGGCACCUAUCCGACGAUGAUGGGGAACAACGCCUAUCCCCAGCAGCCGUACCCUGGCGCGUCGUCGAGCAUGAUGCCGCAGAGCACCACUGCGGUGUCUCACCCUCAGCCAAUUGCGCCUGCUCCUGCAACUGCCGGCGGUAGAGCUCCGCCUAUGCUCCGUCCUAUGCCUGCCGGCGGAGUCAUGUCUCAGCCGGGCAUGAAUUCUCCGUAUGGCCAGAGCCCAUUGAUGCCGCAGCCUUCGGUUCUCCCGCCCGACAGCGAACCGCCCACCCAUGUGGUGGGCUCGCAGGGACGUAGAGGAAUUCUUCCCAGCGCCCCAGGUAGGCCUGCUCCGCCUGCAGCUGGAUCCGCUCAGGCAAAGAACCAGAUUCCCCAGAAGGAUGCCGACGGGAAGUUUCCGUGCCCGCACUGUACUAAGACUUAUCUGCAUGCGAAGCACCUGAAGCGCCACCUGCUGCGACACACCGGCGAUCGGCCGUACAUGUGUGUCCUGUGCCAUGACACCUUCUCACGUAGCGACAUUCUCAAGCGCCACUUUAUUAAGUGUUCCGUCCGCCGCGGCAACCCGACGGGGGCAAGCCACCUGUCCCAUCCCCAAGCCCACGUCAAGAAGAAUGCGGCUGCUCAGCAGAAGGCCAUGGGCUCUGAGGGCGAUGUUAAUCACAUGAACGGUAUGGGAAACAUGCCCGCCGACGGAAUGGUUCAUCCGUUCGGCCUCAUUCCCGCUUCUGAUGGCAUGAGCAACGUGGCCAACGAUCAAAGCCAGCUCUCGAGAUCUAGCAGCAUGAAUAGGAUCGCCGACGACGCGAACCGUGAUAGGAGGAGCAUGACGGCAUCGGUCAUGGGCGCGUCGACGCGUCCCAGCAGCUUCGAACAGACAUACAACGGCAAUGAGGUCACAAACAACAUGACCGCGAAUAUCAACCCCCAGCUGGCAAACUACAGCAUGCCUCAGAAUCAAAACGGAAUGCCUAUGUUUGGAGGGUCAGGCUCGACCGAUUGGUCGCAAAUGUUCCAGGCUGGUGCGCACUCUUCCAACGUCGAUACGAUCACACCUAAUACCGGACAGGGACAGAUGCAGACCGUAACCAAAACCGAGCUUAACCCCAGUUCCGCCCGAGCGGUCGAUAUUCCUGGCGACACUCCAUCCCACUCCUUGUCCUUCCCGUCGUGGGGCAUGCCGUCGUCGUAUCCGAAUGCCUACCAGCAACUCUCCAACAAGAUUACUGCCUUCCUCCGUUCUGCGCCCGCCGCCGCGAAUAUAGACCUCGUUAACCUUUUAGACUUCUACUUCCAUGCCGAUAAUGUCCGCAACUUUCUUGAGAAUUACACGCAUUUCCACGCUCAUCUCUCAGUUCUGCACCUGCCCACCUUCCGCGCGCUAGAAGCGCAUGUUGGCCUGGUAGCGGCCAUGUGCUGCGUUGGGGCGUGCUACUCGGAUCGGAUUCCCGCAGCCAACAUCCGCGAGGUAAUGGACCUCCUGAAAGCAGCGCUCGAAGGCUCAUCCCGCAUGUUCGCCUCUCUACUGCAAGUUGGUGCUCCGGAGGUUGGCUAUGAUUGGGAUUCUUUUGGCAGCAAGAGGACAGAUCUCGAAGAGUUGCAGGCAAUUAUGCUUACCCAGAAUCUGCUUACGUGGCACGGUACCCCAAUGCAACGCGAAAAGGCCAGAAGGACCUUCCCUUUGAUCGCAUCCUCCGCCCGCAAGGCUGGCCUGCUUCAUCUCUCCGCGAAUGCGUCGUUGCACAGUCCGGUUCACCAGCCUGCUUUCUCGCUGCAAAGUGCGUCAAUCUCCCAGUUCAACUGGCAUGUCUGGGUGGAGCAAGAAAAGCGCAUCCGGACUAUGUACAUGAUCUUGGUCUAUGAUGUGGCUCUUGGGCUGUACUUCAACACUGGGCCUGAGUUUGACCCUCUCGAAGUGCGUCUUCCGUUACCGGCAGAUGAUGCGGCCUGGGACGCACAAGAUGCCAAUGAAUGUGCCGAUGCACUCAGCCUCCGUGGACCAGAAGCGGCCAAAAAUCGCAACCCGGACGGGACCCGGAGAAGCAAUCAGCCAGAGAUGCACUUGGUCGUCAAGGCCCUUCUCGACAACAACUAUCGUAUCCAACCCGGUUCCACCAACCUGUUCGGCAAGUUUAUCAUGAUUCACGCGCUCCUAUCAAUGAUUAGGCGGGCUCAGCUGGAAGGAGGCUCGGCGAUUUUGCGUCGUGCCACUACUCCUCUUCCUGCUCAUGCAUGGUUUGUCGGAACUCAGUGUAGCUCCAGCGCUACCAACAGCGGCCGGUCUACUCCUGUUGACAUUGGGGCAAACCUCAUCGAUACGCAGACGGCCCGGGCAUUUUUGACUGCGCUAGACAAGUUCAAGUCUAAUUGGGAUCAUGACAUGGCUACGCAGUUCCCGCCUUCUAUGGCUAUCAACCCGCGUCGAUACGGGUUCACGCGGGACGCGAUCCAUUUCUAUUGGUUGGCGACGUAUCUACUCAAGAAUACACGGACAACGGAUUUACAGAUGGCACCAGAUCAACGUUUUGCCUACGUUAUCCAUCUUCUAAAAUCGGUGAGGCAGUGGGUUUUAACGGAUGGGGCUUCUCGAGGCGAGGAGCUGGGAUCGGUUGGAGAUAUCGAUGCUUCGUACGGGGCAACGGAUGUGACGCUCGACAUGACACAACUCUUCCGGCCGCUUUCGAAUUCAGGAAGGUCGCCAGUGUUUGCGGCCGCUCAGACAGGAACCAUGCAGCACCAGCAAUAA
Molecule: messenger RNA, 3236 nt
Organism: Chaetomium strumarium
Lineage: Eukaryota; Fungi; Ascomycota; Sordariomycetes; Sordariales; Chaetomiaceae
Exons: 2
Coding region: 156-3236 (1026 amino acids)
Biological process (GO): DNA-templated transcription; regulation of transcription by RNA polymerase II
Cellular component (GO): chromatin
Molecular function (GO): DNA-binding transcription factor activity, RNA polymerase II-specific; zinc ion binding; RNA polymerase II cis-regulatory region sequence-specific DNA binding
Source: RefSeq, a predicted model, not a curated record